UGCUUUGUAUGUUGCAGGAACCAGGAGCAUUUGACGCACCAUGCCGCUUGGAACAGCUCCGCCCACGUAACAGAGGCAGCCCUUAAUGUGAGCGCCCCCUGGAUGCAGUUCCACCUGGAGAUAAGCCGAGAUGCUCUGUACCCUCGGGCCAGCAGGAAUGUGGAGCAACUCAUCGAAUGGAUGGGGAACAUAAAUAUUAUUAGAGCCGAUCUCCCAUUUGAUACAAAGAAACUAAACGAGGAAUGUGACUGCGACCAAAUUGUGAAGCCAAGUGGAACCCACCUCAAACUGGUCGUACAGUUCCAAGACUUGGGGAGAGCCAUGUUCAAGCCUAUGAGGCAAAGUCGAGACGAGGAAACCUCAGAAGAUGUUUUUUAUUUUGUGGAUUUUCAGCGCCACAAUGCGGAGAUUGCAGCUUUCCAUCUGGACAGGAUCCUGGAUUUCCGGCGUGUUCCGCCAGUAGCCGGGCGACUUGUGAACAUGACCAAAGAGCUUCUGGAAAUGGCCUCAGAUGAAAACCUGCAAGAUGUAUUCUUUUUGUCUCCAGCAAACAACGUGUGUUUAUUUGCCCGGUGCCCAUAUACCUGUAAGACGGAAUACGCCGUGUGCGGCAACCCCCACAUGCUAGAGGGCUCGCUCUCGGCCUUCCUGCCCUCACAUUCUCAAGCAUUCCGCUAUUCUGUCCAGAACCCCUGGAAAAGAUCUUACACCUUCACCGGGAAGGAAGACUGGGAAGUGAAUCCGUCCUACUGUGAUCAGGUGAAGCAGACUGAGCCUUACACCAAUAGGAAGAGGCUACUGAACAUGAUGGAUCUGGCUAUAUUUGACUUCCUUAUAGGAAACAUGGAUCGGCACCAUUAUGACGUAUUCAGCAAAUUCGGAGAUGACGGAUUUAUGCUCCACAUGGACAACGCCAGAGGGUUCGGACGCCAUUCGCUCGAUGAAAUAACGAUCUUGGCCCCUGUUUACCAGUGCUGCUUGGUAAAGGAAGACACGUGGUUACGGCUGAGACUGCUCUCCAGGCCGGAGUACAGGCUGAGUGAUGUAAUGAGGGAGUCUCUGAGCCGAGACCUACUAGAGACCGUCCUAACGGAACCGCACUUGUUGGCUCUGGACAGGAGGCUGCAGAAAGUGCUGCAAGUGGUGGAGGAGUGUGUGCAAAAGCACGGAGAGGGGUCGGUGAUAAUGAAAGAGGGGGGGCAGCAGGCAGCAGCCACAGGUGCCCAGCAGAGGGCAGUAUAGAGCCAGAGAUGGCUGUGUGUCUAUAGACUCUACCAGCAGCCGCCGGGCCUCGUGCCCCGGUACUUAUGUCCUUCUUCAUUUUGGAAAGUGCAAACCGUCUGGGAAAGGGAUCUCCGGCUGUGCCGGCUCAUUGCUCCAUGUAGGCACCGCCGGGCCAGACACGCACUGGAGCCAUUUACCCUCAGUAGCAACUGGGGCACGGACUUGAAUAUUAAAAUCUUUUCCCCAAAACUUGGUGUU
Molecule: messenger RNA, 1482 nt
Organism: Xenopus tropicalis (tropical clawed frog)
Lineage: Eukaryota; Metazoa; Chordata; Amphibia; Anura; Pipidae
Gene: fam20a.2
Product: family with sequence similarity 20 member A gene 2
Exons: 10
Cellular component (GO): Golgi apparatus
Source: RefSeq, a predicted model, not a curated record